Diospyros lotus (date-plum) is the source of this 1579-nucleotide messenger RNA. RefSeq lists its product as uncharacterized. The transcript has a single exon. NCBI's taxonomy places the organism in Eukaryota, Viridiplantae, Streptophyta, Magnoliopsida, Ericales, Ebenaceae. The coding region runs from base 215 to 1204 and encodes 329 amino acids. The record is from RefSeq and is a predicted model, not a curated record.
UAUUAAAAGCCCUCACCAUCCCUCUCUCCUGUCAUUCUUAAUUUCCCCAUCCUUAAUCCUCCUCCUCCUCCUCCACCUCCUCUCUCCCUUGCUUCUUUCUUCUGCCCAUCUCCUCUUCCUAGCUAGCUUAAUUAGCUAUUUAAGUUUUAAUUCCUAGCCAGCUAGCUUAAUUAUAUAUAUUGUUAUUAUUAUUAAGACAUAUAUAGUUACAGAUAUGGGAACUUUGGUGGGACAUGUGGCGCCUGGGUUUGGGUUCUUUCUGAUUGGGCUAUGGCAUCUCCUGAACCACAUCAGGCUCCACGCUCUCAACCCAUCAAACUACACAUCCCUGCCAUGGUUUCCCACCUCCAAGAUGAGGUACUUGGAGCUCUUCCUCAUCAUGGCCGGCUCCUCCCUCUCCGUCGCCAUGGAGCUCUUCAUUGGUCCCGAUAGGCACCAGCCUCUCGACCCAGAUGGCACCAUCCCCUCCAACCAUCUCCACAACUUCGAACACUCCUCCAUCUCCCUCACCUUCUUCGUCUACGCCGCCUUCGCCAUCCUUCUCGACAAAAGAGGAGGAGGAGCGGCCUCCCACGCCCAGCACGAACUCACUCAGCUGCUCGGAGCCAUUGCCUUCGCGCAGCAGCUCCUCCUCUUCCACCUCCACUCCGCCGACCACAUGGGCGUAGAGGGCCAGUACCACUUGCUCCUCCAGAUGGUCAUAUUCGUCUCUCUCCUCGCCACUCUCAUGGGUAUUGGUUACCCCAACAGUUUCCUCACCUCCUUUGUGAGGUCCAUCAGCAUCCUAUUCCAAGGCGUUUGGCUCAUGGUCAUGGGAUUCAUGCUCUGGACCCCAGCUUUGAUCCCUAAAGGCUGCUUCAUCAACUCGGAAGAGGGCCACCAAGUCGUCCGAUGCCGCAGCGACGAGGCUCUCCACCGUGCCAGAGCCCUCGUCAACAUUCAAUUCAGCUGGUACCUGAUUUUUGUUACUAUUUUUGCCAUGUCCUCGUAUUUGUUCCUCACCAGAAUCUAUGGCCCGGAGAAAGUCGUCGCCGAGUACCAGUCUCUGCCCAAAUUCCAAUUAGAGGAAGAAGACGAAGAUAUUAAUGAUGAUGAAGAUGUUGAGGCUGGGCAUAAGAAAACCGAUCAAGUCACCCCCAGCGGAACCUCGAAGAGGUUUAUUCACAUGGGAAAACCCUCUGCUCCACUGGACAUCGAAAGGUGAGAAGAAGAAGAAGAAGAGAGGACGUACCGCCGGGUAUAUAUGUGAAUUGUGAUUAGGUCUGUUAAAAGUAAGGCACAAUUAGCCAGGUUGGUGGGUUCUGAAUUAUUCGAUCUCAUCAUCCGUCACUCUUCUUCUUCUUCUUCUUCUUCUUCUUCUUCUUCUUAUUAUUAUUAUUAAUUUUAUUUUUGCUUUUUGCUUUUGUUUUUAUUAAGCCCACAACAAUAAUGUUGGCUUAGUGGAGAACAAAUGAGCCAAUUAUGAGUUUCCUUGAGGGGAAGUCGCGAAAAGGUUUGCUAUAUUAAUUUGGUUUGCAUUGAUGGCUUUUAUUUGUAAUAUAUAUAUAUAUAGCUUUAGUGGGGGGUGAGUAGUAAUUAA